This is a messenger RNA of Aureobasidium musti, 2847 nucleotides long. The record is from the annotation of a GenBank genome assembly. NCBI's taxonomy places the organism in Eukaryota, Fungi, Ascomycota, Dothideomycetes, Dothideales, Saccotheciaceae.
AUGUGUCCAGAGUUUGAACGACUCGAGCGCGUCGUGCAGAAGGAUGUGUGGGGCCCCGAGCUCGACGACCAAGGUGCUCCUGCCGAGCAUCGCAUGGUAAAGAAGUUCAGGCGUGCUGCGGCUGGCAUUGACGAGCAAUUACCCUCAGACUUGCGCCCUCCCACUACCCUCAAAAACACUGUCGAAUACCUCUUCAAUGAAAUGGUCGCCAAUGCCGAAUCACUGGGCAGCGUACACCACUUUGUCUGGGACCGCACUCGCGCCAUCCGCAACGACUUCUCAAUCCAACAGAUCACUAAACCUGCUGAUGUCGAGAUCGCCAUUGAAUGCUACGAACGUAUUGCCCGCUUCCACAUCCUGUCGCUACACCAGCUCGCCGUGCCAGACAAGCCCUAUGACAAGUACGACUGGUACCAAGAACGAGAACAGCUGGACCGUACUCUGUUGUCGCUGAUGCAGUACUAUGACGACUCCCGUGGCCGUGUCGACUGCAAGAACGAGGCCGAGUUCCGCGCAUACCUCAUCAUUUUCCAAGCUCAGGACCCAACACCCGAUCUCGAUGAAAGAGUCAAUACUUGGCCCGUCUCUGUCAGAUCUGACAAGCGUGUGAGAAUUGCUCUACAUCUCAACUCUGCCGCUUCGAACAUUGUAGAUCCUCAAGGUCCUUUGAAACCUCGGGCUGUAUACCCAGUCGCUCGAGAAGACUGGGCUCACUUCUUCGACCUCGUCCGCUCCAACAAGGUCUCCUAUCUCAUGGCCUGUGUAUCCGAAAUCUACUUCAAGCUUGUCCGACGAACAGCUCUAAACGCCAUCUGGCGUGGCUUCAAGGGCCAGGUCUUCGAGUUCACCCUGUCCUUGAUGACCCGCAUACUUGGCUUCGAUGAUCCCGAGCAGACCGAGACUUUCUGUCAGCAUUUCGGCUUUGUCUUCAAGGCGUCAAACUCUGGCGGAGAGGAUNUUUUGGAUCUGGACUCAGUGAAGGGCAAGGCAUUCCCUGUAGAGACGCCUGGCUUAGAGCAUCAGACAUUCUCAGAGGACCUGGUCGAGGUAAAGCGUAUGGGCCGUAGUUUUUCUGCUGUGAUAGGUGGUUAUACUGUAGCAGAAGCGCAAAGCUCUGGCUUGGUCGAUGUCAGUUAUGACAGCCAGAUGGAAGAUCAUGUGGAAGAUCAGGCGGAAGAUAGCCAAGCUGAAGACGAUCCUGAUUCUCUCUUCAUCCCAGAAGGCCCAUCCAAGUCAGCCUUCGGCACUGCAGCAGCUCUAACGUCAUCUCCAUUCGCAAAUCCGUUUGCUCUGAACAAACCACCUGGAGAAGCGCAACCGCCGUCACUCUUUGCUCAACCAAAGCCAACGAGCUCCGCUUUCGGUCAGCCCUCAGCAUCCACUGGCUUCAAUUUUGGGAAACCUUCAGUCAAUUCAACUUCUUCAGAGGCACCAACAUCUGCCACAGCAUCUCCGUUCGGCUCUGUCUUUGGUCAGCAGCCUAAAAGUGAAGAUCUCAACACUUUUGCAACCACGAAACCUCCCGUCACUUCUGAAGUCAUCACUAGCACCGAACAACCAACCAAGGCCCCUGACAGCCUAUUCUCUUUCACGAAGCCUGCAACCAAUAACGAAAAGGACUCACCAAAACCUUCACCCACACAAGUAGAGGCGUCUGGACCUACAAACUCUGCAAACGGUCCAUCUUUAUGGGGAAGUCCUGUCUCUAGCCAGCAAACUUCGUCUAUUCCCGCUCCGUCAUCAUCCAUCUUUGAAGCUCCUCCAACCCAAUCACUACCGAAACCUUCCUUCAGCUUCUCUUCUACCUCUCAAACGACUGCACGACCUCCUCAGUCACCACCAGGUUCUUCAAAAAGCCCUUUUAGCUUUUCCUCUUUGACGAGUGAUGACAGCAACUCAUCAAAGCCAACACAACAAUCAAUUGAACCGACACAAACACCUGCUUCCCUGUUCAGCAAACCUACCAUCUUCCCCAGUGAACCGCCUACUGUUUCACAAGCUCCUUCGCCACCAGUUACAAUCAAUGGGACCCCUGAAGUUUCAGUUUUCAACGCAUCUCCUGCACCAAAGCUUCCGCAGUUCAACUUCAGCCAGCCUUCUCAGCCCAAAAAGCCGAGCCCUUUAUCACAGUCGUUUUCUCUGGACGACAAAGCUGAAAGUGCGACAACAAAGGCUCUGACCGCAUCACUACUUCAGUCUUCAACUGAACCAGUGCCGCAAACACCCAUCGCUUCGCCACCCAAGCCCACAAAGUCGAAAGAUGAGAUACUUGAACAGCUCGCUCGAGAGGUCGUCUUGGAUGCCGACAGAGGGUUGAUCAGACAGUUUGUCGAGUAUCAUGCUCGCCAAACAGUCAUGGAAGUUUAUGAUGAGCUAUAUAUGGAAAGUAUCCGCGAACUUGCAGAUACUUUCAGAAGAGAGACUCUUUCUUACAGAUUUGGCAAGAGAUGGCGCGAGAUCUGUUGGCGAAGGAGAUUGGCACGGCAGGGUCGAGAACGUCGCAAACGCGCCAAGAAGGAUCAGAGUGCGCGCGAGCUAAAGAGGAAGCUCGCUGCUGAGAAAGACGCAGUCGACGAUUUCCUCAAGUCUACAAGGUCCACAGUGAAUCUAGGCGCGAGCCUUCGAGAUUCUCGAUAUAGCCUGGACUCCCAGCCCGAUGGUCAAACAUCCCUCGAAGAAGCCAUGGAUCAGUCGACGACGAGGGACCCGCAUGGAAACAAGAGAUUGAAGAGCCUGGACAAUAUCGACCUCGAGACGCCCAAACGAAAACAGCCAGCCGCAACUCCGCGAUCCAACUUCCUCGGUUUCCAGUAUGCUUGGAUCGCAAAAUCGUCCUGCUAUAUCUAG